This is a messenger RNA of Tympanuchus pallidicinctus (lesser prairie-chicken), 5804 nucleotides long. RefSeq lists its product as uncharacterized. The coding region runs from base 337 to 1656 and encodes 439 amino acids. The record is from RefSeq and is a predicted model, not a curated record. NCBI's taxonomy places the organism in Eukaryota, Metazoa, Chordata, Aves, Galliformes, Phasianidae. The transcript has 2 exons.
UUUGGGAGGCUAAGAGCUACAAGCAUUAGCUGAAGAACACAUCAAAGUCAAAGCUGUUAAACUGAGAAAAUAACAGAGCAGAAAGCAAACUAUUUUGCAGCACAGGAAGUUGCCAAGUCAUGGGACUUCCUACAGACUAUCAGAAGCAUAAUUGCAGAGGAAGCAGAUGUUAAGUGACAAGCAAGUUGUAAGGUCUCUCAUUUCAAAGGGAUCAUGAGGCAGAAAUUAGGCUGGAGCGCUGGAAAGUGUGAGAUGCCAGACAAAGAGGCAUGAAAUUAGAAUGUGAAUAGAAGAUUGAGUUGUAAAGGUCUGAGUCCCAAAUUGUGAAAUUCAGCAAUGAUACACUGUGGAAAAAGGCACGUGUAUGCUAUUGUUGCGUGUAUUGUAAUUUUUGGAAGUAUUUUAAUCUGCUCCUGGAAAGGUCCUCAGCUACAAGAUAAUAUAAAAAGAAAAAUCUUCCCCCAGGGAAAAAAUGUCAUUCCAGUUGGUCAAUUCUGCAGGGGAAAAGCUGCAAAAAAUGUAAUAACACCAUUAAAAGAUAACAGAACUUUUAUUAUCUCCCCAUACUUUGAUGAUAGAGAAGGCAAAGUCACACGUGUGAUUGGGAUUGUUCACCAUGAAGAUGUCAAAGAACUAUACUGCUGGUUUUGUUGUCAGCCCCUUGGAAAGAUAUACGUAUCAAAGGCAGAAAUAGAUGUUCACUCGGACAGAUUUGGAUUCCCCUAUGGUGCUGCAGAUAUAGUUUGCUUGGAACCCGGAAACUGUGAUCCAACACACGUAUCAAUUCAUCAGUCUCCACAUGGAGAUAUUGACCAGCUAUCGAGGUUUGAAAUAAAAAACCGCAAAGCAGAGCCCUUCUCUGCUGACUUUACAGUAUGCAUCUCUGCCAUGUUUGGAAAUUACAACAAUGUCUUACAGUUUAUACAGAGUAUGGAAAUGUACAAGAUUCUUGGGGCACAGAAAGUGGUGAUCUACAAGAACAACUGCAGCCAGAUGAUGGAGAAAGUCCUGAAGUUUUAUUUGGAAGAAGGAACAGUAGAGGUAAUUCCGUGGCCAAUAAACUCAUAUCUCAAGGUUUCUCCUAAAUGGCACUUUUCUAUGGAUGCAAAAGACAUUGGCUACUAUGGACAAAUCACAGCUCUAAAUGACUGUAUAUACCGCAACAUGCAGAGGAGCAGGUUUGUGGUUCUUAAUGAUGCUGAUGAAAUAAUUCUUCCCCUUAAGCACCCAGACUGGAAAACAAUGAUGAGCAGUCUUCAGGAGCAAAAUCCAGGAACUGGUGUUUUUCUCUUUGAGAACCAUAUCUUUCCAGAAACAAUUACCACUCCCAUGUUCAACAUUUCAUCUUGGAACACUGUGCCAGGUAUUAACAUACUACAGCAUGUUCACAGAGAGCCUGACAGGAAAGAGGUUUUCAAUCCUAAGAAAAUGAUAGUUGAUCCAAGAAAGGUGAUUCAGACUUCAGUCCACUCUGUCCUACAUGCUUAUGGGAUGAGUGUGAAUGUUCCAAUGGAUGUUGCCCUUGUUUAUCACUGUCGCGUGCCCCUUCAAAGUAACCUUCCCAGAGAAUCUCUCAUCAGGGAUACGACAUUGUGGAUAUAUAACUCAUCAUUAAUCAUGAAUGUUAACAAAGUUCUCUAUCAAACAGUACUGUAAGCUCAAAAGUGAAACUUUGUCCACAAAGAUCAAAGGUGGGGAGUUGCCUUUGCCCCAGGGAGGCAUAGGAUGUCAUUCAAAGAUCACAUUAAAAUCUCUUCACAUGAGAAUUUCACCGUACAGAGAUUUGGGAGAAUAACCCCUUUAUGUACAGACCAAAUGUACAUGCAUUCUGUCUGUGAAUUGUAGGAAGGUAUCAGGAUCAUAGAAUCAUAGAGUGGCUUCAGCUGUAAGGGAUUCCAAGGGUCAAGUUCCAACCCUCCUGCCGCAGGCUGUGCUAACAACUUCUAUAUCUGGUAGUAGACCAGGUUGCCUGGAGCCCCAUCCAACCUGGUCUUGAACACUUCCAGGGACUGAGCAUUCAAAGCCUCUUUUGGCAGCCUGUUCCAGUACGUCACCACUCUUGGUAAAGAACUUACCCCUACAUCCAAUCUAUAACUUUCCUCUUUGAGCUUAAAAGCGUUCCCCCUUGUCCUAUCACUAUUUACCCAAGUAAAAACUUGAUCCCCCUCAUUUUUUAUAAUCCCCUUUUAAAUGCUGGAAGUCUGCAACAAUGUCUCCUUGCAGCCUUCUCCAGGCUGAACGAGCCCAGCUUUCUCAGUAUGUCUUCAUAUGGGAAGUGCUCCAUUUCUCCAGUCAUCUUCAUGACCCUCCUCUGGACCCUCUCCAACAGCUCCACAUCUUCCCUGUACUGGAGGCCUGUAUGGGAACUACUGAAUCAUGGCCUGAACCUCUGAUUGACCACCUGAGGCGAGCAAUGAGUCAUCCCCGGGAGCACAGGUGAAGGCAAUUCACCUGUGCUAUGGGAAGGGGAGCCUUGCUCCACCUCUUCUAGAUCCCAUUUAAAUGCUGACUAUCACUGGGGAAGGAUCUCUUUUGGAGAUUGUUUCUUUUGGAGUCUUCUCAGCAAGCCCAGGAUAAGGGUAAGCUUUCCAUCCAUUCUUCUUUAGCAUGGUCACCUGUUUAGCCUAACUUUUUUGUAUGUUUCUUAAUUAUAAUGUCAGUAUAUUGAUUGAUUAUACAGGGCCCCACCUGGUUGCAAUAUUCCAGAUGGAGCAUCAUGAGGGCAGAGUACAGAGGGACAGUCACCUCCCCAUCCCUGCCUGCCACCCCUCUUCUGAAGGAUCUCAGGAUACUAUUGGCCUUCUGUGCUGCAAGAGCACACCUCUGGUUCAUGAUCAGUUUUUCAUCCACCAGGAUCCCGAAGUCCUUCUCUGCAGGGCUACCCUCAGGGAGUUCUUCUCCCGGUCUGUAUACGUAUCUGGGACUACUCCAACCCAAGUGUGAAACUUUGCACUUUGCUACGUUGAACCUCAUUAAGUUCACACAGGCUCACCUUUGAAGUUUGUCGAGGUCCUGGAUGGUGUCCCUUCCAUCUGUGUCAACCACAGCACUUGGCUUGAUGCCCAAGGGAGCAAUUUUCAAAAUUGAAAAAAAAAUUAUAAUUGAUCCAAGAAGGGUGAUUGAAGGCUCCAUCCACUGUAUUCUAGAGAUGUUUGCAUGUGGCUGGGAAGAGCCCAAUGGUAUUGUUAUAUAACAUUGCGAAAAAGCUUACAAAUCAAAUUCAUAAUAUAGUUCUCAACAGGGAUGUAUCAUUUUGGUGAUGUAAUAUACAUCUUUGGCUGUGAAAGUGAAACUUACUUAGUAAGUUAAGAGUUUUAAGUGCAGCAAUGAAAUUUAGAGUUCUUGCAAGAGACAUUUAAUUCUGUGUUCUCCCUAACAUGCAAUCAUGAAGGUAAUCUGUCUACCAGAAGAAGAAAACUAAAAUGCAUGGAACUCAACAUUACAAGUUAGUGUUGCAGAUCCAGCAUGAAUGUAAGAAUACCAGCACAGUUUUACUACAGGAAUGAUUCAGCUAGCAACUGCUGUGUAAUUUACUGGUGCAAAUUACUAGACUUCAUCAUUAUGUAAUGAUCAAAUUUCCCUUCACUUAAAAUUUAUUAGUGUUUGUUUUGGCAGUUUGGGGUUUUUUUUUUUGUUUGUUGUUGUUGUUUUUUAUAUUUCUCUAUUUUACACAAGAUAAUUACAUAUCUGACUGUCUCUGGGGUGAAGUCCGCAGUUUCCUCCGACACAACUUGGCUCCACUGUGAUCUCUACAGUACUUCGUGUGCUAUUUGCUCGUCAUCUCUGUAUGCGGAUGAGUGAGCAUGUCCCCUUGCACGGCUGCUGGAUCGAUGUGAGCGGGCUCGUGCUUUGCACGAAGGGCUCUGCCGUACGGCAGUUGUCCCGUUCUGCUUCUGGAUCGGUUUUGGGCCGAGACAUGAGAGACGUCACUCCGCCUCGCGCUCCUGCCUAGGAUCUCCCCGACGGCGGCAUCGGGAACCUGCGCGGGCGGCUCAGCGAAGACGCUUCGCUUUGCGGCGUCCCAGAGGCGCGAGCGAGUUCCUCGCCGCGGCCCGGCUGGCUCUCGCGGGGGGCUACGCCAGGCCGCGCCGUCACGCUAUGACUCAGCCCCGGGCGAGGGGUGCGUGAGUACGGGAGAACGGCUCCACCCGGACCGGCGGGGGUGAGCGCGCAGGAGCGCGAGCAGCGCGGGUCCUUCUGGGCCCCGCAGGGCGGAGCACGUGGUUCCGCAGCCGCUCGCAGGGCGUCCCGCGGCCGUAGCGCUGCCCAAGGCACUCGAGUCCCAACUACGGCCGCCACCGCCUUCCCCAGCGGCAGGUGGCAGGAGCGGGCAGCCCCGACUUUCCUCCCUCUGCGGCAGCGGAGGCCGUGGCGGAGCCGGCACAGAGGUUCUCGGAGUAGCUGCUGCUGUUGGUGAUGCAGAGUUAGCUCGGGAGGGGCGCGAGGGCUCCCCUACUGCUCUCGUAUCCGCACGAGGCUCCGACGGCAGCAGCGCCGCUGCAGUGGGAAAGGCGAAGUCGCGGAGCGGUGAACGUGGGGCGCGGAGAAGGGUGCGCUGCUGCCGAGACGUUCGUCAGUUGGUUCUGCCGCGCGGUAAGUAAGGGCUUCUGUCUUUAGGUUCCUGUACGGGAUUCUAUAAUGUGCACCACUUGGAAAAGGGACUCGUUCACCAGGAGCAAGGCUAUUGUUUUCGUUAAAGAAACAGCAAAUAAGAAAGAUGAUAGUCCUGUUUUGGGGAUACUGUUGCUAACAUCUGAACGGUAUGUUUUAAAUAUUUGAUAAUCAUAAAAGACAAAUUUUUAAUAUAUAUAUCUCUGUUCGGAGAAACUCCAAAUGUGGGAGUGUAAUUUUACAUUUAGAGAAUGCAUAACUUAUUGAGAGAACAGUUUCAGUGUGUUGUGGUUAACCCUGAUAGGCAGAAAAGCCCCCCGCAGAUGCACUGUUACCACAUCUCCACCCUCCCCCGGCAGAGGAUGCAGAAGUAAAGUGGAAAAGUAAAAAUGAGAAAACAUGGGCUUAGCCAUGUUAAAGGCAGUGUUACGGAUAAAGCAAAACUUCCUGAAUAACCAACAAGGAAUUCAUUUGCUACUUCCCAUCAUAAAGCUACUGUUUAGCCAUUUGCAGGAAAGCAGGGCUUCAUCAUGAGUAACAGUUACUUGGGAAAACAAACGCUAUAACUGUGUUCUCCCCUCUGGUCUGCUUUGGGGCAGCCAUCCCAGCUGUCUUUACUCCACAUUUCUUGUACACCUCCAACUGACUGCUCACAGAUGCCCAAGGUGAGAACCAGGAAAGGCCUCAGCUCUGUGUCAGCGCUGUUCAUGAGUAACUAAAACAUUUUGUUACCAACACUGUUCCAGUCACAAAUCUUAUUUGCUACGAUGAAGAAAAUUAAAUCUCUCCCAGCCAAUACUGAUACAGAUUAUAAGUUGAAGUGACAAUAUUAAGUGUUGUUGUGAAACUUUUGCUGGUCUGUUUCUGUCCAAGAUUGCAAAGCCUAUUUGUUUACAAAAUGAGAAACUGGUGUUUUUUUGUUUUACAGCAGAGUGUUUAUGUGUGUUCCAAGAAAGGUGUGGCUAGGGAAAGGUCAUGUUGCAAACUAAGUAGAUGAUAUUGGCUUCUUUGUAUUUAGAAAAGAAAUAACUGGUUUAAUUGUUAUAGAACAAUAUUUUACCAGCAAUUAAACACCAGUAAUUAAAUAAUUUAAACCUUCAAAAAUUAUGCUUCUGCCUUUGAUUCAUGUAAAAGAGGGAGAACACUGGCAUUUCAAAGAGAAGAAUUUAAACUAUCAUGAAAAUCUUGUUCAA